AUGACUUCCAUGGAUGCUGCACACAUACAUGUUCAACCAGAUGUAGAAGCUUCUUCUUUUGAUAAUCCUCCUUGUGUUCUUGAAGCACAUGAAGUGAGAUGGGAAGAUGUAGUUGGGAUGGAAUUAAUAAGACAUGAGUUUAUGCGUUUAAUAGUUGGGCCUAUUAAGAAUCCCAAUAAUUAUAAGGUAUUCAAUUUUGAUAUGGAGAAAGGAUUUUUGCUUUAUGGACCUUCUGGUUGUGGCAAAACAUUAAUUGCAAAGGUCGUGGCCAAUGAAGCGGGGGCUAGUUUUAUACACAUUAAUUUAUUGAUAGAGCUGGACUGUGCAGAUGAUAGAAAGGAUGUCUAUGUUAUUGCUGCAACAAAUAGCCCGGAAGAUCGUGGCUUGAUUCUUAAAUCUCUUACACGAAAGAAACCUAUAGAUUCUAGUGUUGAUUUAUUGGAAGUUGGGAAGGACACAACUUGCGAUAAUUAUAGUGGAGCAGAUCUUCGUGCUCUUGUGAAUGAAGCAGCAAUGGCUGCAAAAAAUGAAAGAAAAGUUGUCUUUAAUUUGUCCACUAUACAUAGAAGGCAUUUCGACAUAGCAUUCCAAAAGAUCUUCCCAUUUGUAUCCCAAAAGGAAACUCGAUCUUACGAUAAUUGGUCAGUCGGCAACUAA
Molecule: messenger RNA, 657 nt
Organism: Impatiens glandulifera
Lineage: Eukaryota; Viridiplantae; Streptophyta; Magnoliopsida; Ericales; Balsaminaceae
Product: cell division control protein 48 homolog C-like
Exons: 7
Coding region: 1-657 (218 amino acids)
Biological process (GO): ribosome biogenesis
Cellular component (GO): nucleus
Molecular function (GO): ATP binding; preribosome binding; ATP hydrolysis activity
Source: RefSeq, a predicted model, not a curated record